AUGAGAGCUAAAUUUUCGAUGAAGCAUAUACUUCAGGCAACACGUGCUUUACUUUGUGGUUAGAAAACAUUAUAAAAACAAUAACAAAAGACACAAAAAGGCUGUAAAUAAUUGAAAAUAAAACGAGUAUGCAUCCUAGAAGUGGAUCAUUGAACACUAAAAGAGAUAAUGAGGAUGCUGAUGGUUUGGAAGAAGACAAUUGUGAGAUAAAAACAUUAAAAAUAAACACAAGCAAGUGGAAAACACUUCAUCACAGACUUCUGCAACACCAUUGCCUUUUUGAGUGUCCUGUUUCCAAUCCGAAAAAGACUGGAAACUAUGCAAUUAAAUUUGAAAAAAGACUGUUACAAGAUACAGAUCAAGUAAAAGCCCUUUUUAAUCCCGACGACACCACGAAUAUCGGUCUCCCCUAUCCCCUAACAUUUCCAGGACAAGUGUCUCCGGAUGUAGACCCCUGUACUAAGUUAGUAAUAGAGAAAGAUAAGUAUAGACAGGACUUGCAAUAUUACAGGAGCGUUCACAAAACCCAUAAAGGUCGCAUUGAGUUUAUAAAAGAGAAGGAAUUUUGUGUACUCCCUAAAUAUUUAAUUGACAUCAGUAAAGGGGCUCUAAAAGACCCAGAUCCUUUCUUUAAAGGUUCAUAUGACUGGUAUUACACUGGAGGGAUCAUUGAUACCAUAAAUUUAAUGGGAAUUGCAUACACAGUCUAUCCAAUCAAAAAUGGAUCUUUAGGCAUAAUUGAAUCAGAUGAACAUCAUAGAAGUCAUGAACUAGAUUGUGACUUACAAAGUGAUGUAGGCAACCCAAUUUACUCGCUAAGGUCUAAUGAAUUUAAUAAAGGCUUCGCAACCCUUUUGAGAAAGAAGUAUGAACUCUUUUUGGUCUGUACCACCUUUGAAGAUGAUUUAUUCCAGUCUAGUCUCGUUUGGAAGCGAGAAUCUUUACUAACACCCUAUAUUGACUUCAAAAUAGAUCUGACCACCAAUUCACAAAUAGCUACUGUCGAUUUGUCCCACUGUUUGCAGUUAUUGGACUUGGAAUCGAAUAAGGUUUUGAACGAAUACAGCGUUGCCUCGGUCUCCGAGACCCUUCCAGACCAACUGGCGCAAAUAGAAUACUUGAAUAGUAAAACAAUCCUAUGUACAAACCGUAAAACGAUUCAACAGUUAGAUUUAAACUCGGGGGAAUUACAGAAAUUUAACGUGAAAGCAGAUUUUUAUAAUUGUGAUGAUGUCUGUUGUUUUGUUGGUAGCCAAAGGAAUAACAAAUACAUUUACGUGGCAACGACUCAUAACUUAUUAAAAAUCGAUCUGAGAAACAUGCGAAAAACUGGAAACUAUUUAUAUGUUAAUAAAUGGGCUCAUAUGAUGACCACACCCCCUGUUGUUAUGAGCUACUCAGUAGUUGAUGAUGACUUUGAAUGUUUGUACUUGUCAGGGCCUAAAUUUUCAGAUAAGGUAUUAUUAAACCUUUCAACAAAUACUCAACUGCCUGCUUAUGUACCCAACAUAGACGAUGCAUUGAAUACCCUUAAUUUAACGGGAAAUAUACGAUAUGGGGAGGAAAUAAGAGAAAGGGUGCGAUUGUGUAACGCGGGAAAUGGAAUCAUUAAGGCUAGAGAAAGAAACUUAACUUUAGUAACUGCAAACUCAGUUGGAGACGUAUUCGAACAAGAAGUAACCCAUCGAAACCCACCGGAAAGAACCGAGCAAUUCGCUCGGUGGUUGGAUCAAAUCCCAAAAAAGAGAAGACCUCUAGAGAUCACGGGUGUGUCUAACAUGGGUGGUUAUUUUUUUGGGAUGAUAAACGACGAUGCUGACGAAUAUUACUUGAAGAAAAUGAGAAAAGAAAAUAAGCAGGUUCAGAGACUGAAAGACGAGUUCUUCGAUUUGGAUAUCACUGAUCCUAAAUUCAAAGCAAUGAACGCCGUUUGGGAAGAUGAAAAUUUGGAUGAUACGUCGAAACAUUUAGCAGACGAAGUAACUCCCAAACUCAAGGUUACUGAGUGGUUGCAAACUGCUAAUGAGUCAACUGGUGAUUUAAGUGGAUUUGAGUAUUUAAGCGACAUUCAAUUUUAAUAUAUGCUUAUAAAGAUAUAAUUGGCUGUGAUAUUUAUUAAUAAAUAAACGCCACAAAUGUC
This is a messenger RNA of Agrilus planipennis (emerald ash borer), 2140 nucleotides long. RefSeq lists its product as uncharacterized. The coding region runs from base 129 to 2078 and encodes 649 amino acids. Lineage: Eukaryota; Metazoa; Arthropoda; Insecta; Coleoptera; Buprestidae. The record is from RefSeq and is a predicted model, not a curated record. The transcript has 3 exons.